Stylonychia lemnae is the source of this 2022-nucleotide messenger RNA. Lineage: Eukaryota; Ciliophora; Spirotrichea; Sporadotrichida; Oxytrichidae. The record is from the annotation of a GenBank genome assembly.
AUGUCAAACUUUUUACUAUCUGUCGCAUCUAUAAUAAUAUUUGUCCUGCUAGGAAUUUAUGUAAUUCUGGGAUCGUUUAUGGAGCAUAAAAAGGCACCAGUAGGCCAUGAGACUGGAGUGGCGAUACUAACGGGGUUUUUGGUAUCACUCAUAGCAUGGGCAGCAGGAUAUAAAGAUCUUACUAAUACUCUUGAAUUCAACGGAGAUGUGUUUUUCUAUCUAUGCUUACCACCUAUAAUUUUUGCAUCUGGAUUUAACAUGAGAAGAAAGAGAUUCUUUGAGAAUAUUGGGUAUAUUAUGCUCUUUGGUCUUUUCGGGACAUUAUUAACUUUCAUAAUGUUUUCAAUUCUCACAUAUGCAUUUAUGCAAGCUAACAUCAUGUACAAAACAGUCGCUUUCCAGUUAAGCACAAUGGAAUGCCUUUUAGUAAGCUCAUUGCUUUGCUCAUCAGAUGUAAUAGCCGCUAUUUCAAUCAUUAAAUACGAAGAAUAGCCAAAACUCUUUUCGCUUAUUUUCGGAGAAGGUAUUGUAAAUGAUGCUGUCGCAAUCAUUUUGUUUAAUACUGUUUCAUUGUUUGUUGGAGAUCAUGUUGAAGAAUUCACAGGGGCUACUCCUUUCAAAAUCAUAGGAAACUUCCUUCUAUUGGGAUUUGCAUCAGUAGCAAUAGGUUUAGUUUUUGGGUUAUUAGGAUCAUAUAUAUUUAAAAGAAUGAGAUUCUUAACAGUUUCAGCAGUCAAGGAAACACUACUGAUAUUCUGCUUCGGUUAUAUGGCUUAUGCUACUGGAGAGCUCGCACAUAUGUCUGGCAUUAUUUCAUUAUUGACAUCAGGUGUUGUGAUGGCACAUUACGCAUGGUAUAACUUAUCACCUUAAGGUAAACAUGUUUCAAGCGUAGCAUUCUAAGUGAUUGGUUUUGGAUUUGAGGCUUUUGUAUUCGCAUAUUUGGGACUAGCGAUCUUUGCUUACUCUGAUUAUGAUUGGUCUUGGUAAUUUAUUUUAAUAGAGAUGAUAAUUAUUGUGAUUGGAAGAUAUUUCGGAGUAUUAGGGCUUAUAUAUUUAUUAGUAAUGUGUGGACAUAAGAAGUAAGUUAACUUCAAAGAAUUGGUAUUUAUAUCAUAUGCUGGUAUGAUUAGAGGAGCUAUUGCUUUUGGAUUGGUAUUAAAGAUAGAGGGAGUAGCUGAUAAAUCAGUGAUUGUUACAACUAGUUUAGCUCUUGUCAUAAUUACUACAAUACUUUAUGGGAGUUUAAUGCCAUUGGUUUAAAAGAAAUUAGUUCCACCUUAAGAAUCAGAUAAGCAUGAAUAUGAUGAGAACUUAGAAGUAGAAGAAGUUGAUGGACAAGACGGUUCUGGCAAGUAAGACAAAAUAAAUAAUUCUCAUUCUGAACAUGAGGAAUUUUUACAUCCAAAUAUGAUUAAAGAAACUGAAGAUGCAUCGAUGCUAAUCAGAAAAUCUUAAAUGAGUAAAUCUUAGAUCAAUCACAGAAACAAUCUAAAGAAGAAGAGAACUUGCAUGCACUAUUUCAAGACAUUUGAUGAUUAAAUCAUGAGACCGAUUCUGAUACACAAUUAUGAGCCUGAUAUGAUAUAAAAGAAAGAUGAGUUCAUCGAAUUGUUUGAAAAGGAUGGACAUAAAUGGGAGUAACUUUAUCUAAGUGAAUAGCACGCUUUAGAAGAUCAUGAGCAUGAUCAUGCACCAGGAUAAAGUAUUAUGAGACAUAUUGGAUCAGUUGCUGUUUAGAAAAGUAUUUUGAGAAAUACUAAUCUCUAGAUCAGAAAUAGUACACUUAGCAACAAUAAGUAAGUUGGAUUUAAAUCUAUCAUUGAUGGCAUCCAAAGUCAAAAGAAUUCUGUCGCUAGACCUUAAUAUAAGAGUCCAAUGAUUGAAAAUAAGAUGAGACCUAUUUCUGGAAGGAAGGAUGAUAUCACAUUAGUAGUUGAAGCAGCAGAGGAUAAAGAGGACAAUGAUAUGGAUGAGACUGCUCACCUUGGAGGUAACGGAGGAAGCCAAAGCUAAUCCUGA